Molecule: messenger RNA, 714 nt
Organism: Homarus americanus (American lobster)
Lineage: Eukaryota; Metazoa; Arthropoda; Malacostraca; Decapoda; Nephropidae
Product: DNA-directed RNA polymerase II subunit RPB1-like
Exons: 1
Coding region: 1-714 (237 amino acids)
Source: RefSeq, a predicted model, not a curated record
AUGUGGUCCCCUACAACAUCAGCGGGGACCCGUCCUACAACCAUGUGGAUUCCUACAACACCAGUGGGGGCGGCCACAACAACAAGUGGUUCCCCUGCAACGCCAGUGGGGGCUACAACCAUGUGGUCCCCUAAAACACGAGUUGCGAGGCGUCCACAAAUAUGUGGUCCCCUACAACACAAGUGGGGAGGCGGCCUACAACCAUGUGGUCCCCUUACAACACCAAAGGGAGGCGGCCUACGACCAUGUGGUCCCCUACAACACCAGUGGGAGGCUGCCUACAACCAUGUGGUCCCCUACAACGCCAGUGGGGGCGGCCUACAACCAUGUGUCCCCCUAGAACCCAGUGGGGAGGCGGCCUACAACAAUGUGGUCCCCUACAACACCAGUGGGGAGACGGCCCUACCAAGUGGUCCCCUUACAACACCAGUGGGAAGCAGCCUACAAACAUGUUGUCCCCUACAACUCCAGUGGGAGGCGGCCUACAACAUGUGGUCCCCCAACACCAGCGGCGAGGCGGCCUACAACCAUGUGUUCCCCUUACACCAGCGGCGGGCGGCCUACAACCAUGGCCCCUCUCACAGCACCAGUGAGGAGGUAGCCUACAAAAAUGUGGUCCCACCUACAACACCAGUGGGAGGUGGCCUACAACCAUGUGGUCCCCUUACAACACCAGUGGAGGCGGCACAACCAUUUGCCCCAACACCAGCUUAG